Molecule: messenger RNA, 363 nt
Organism: Nicotiana tabacum (common tobacco)
Lineage: Eukaryota; Viridiplantae; Streptophyta; Magnoliopsida; Solanales; Solanaceae
Source: RefSeq, a predicted model, not a curated record
AAAGGUAAGAAUGGAGUUGGCAUCUUGGUAGAUAGGAAACUUAGAGAGUCUGUGGUUGAGGUUAGACGAGUGAAUGCUAGAUUGAUGGUUAAUAAGUUCGUGGUUGGAGAGUGCACCCUAAACGCCGUUAGCGCCCAUGCGCCGCAUGAGGGCAUAGAUGAAGAGGUUCCGCCUGCUGAGAAGCUAUUCAUAGGUUGGGAUUUCAUUGGGCAUAUUGGGUCGACCAUAGGUGGUUAUGGAGAGGUACAUGGAGGCUUCAGUUUUGGGGAGUGGAACGGAGGAGGUACAUUGUUGUUGGACUUCGCCAAGGCUUUUGGGUUGGUGAUUGCGAACUCUAAAUUUUCGAAGAGGGAGGGGCAUUUG